This is a messenger RNA of Cyprinus carpio (common carp), 3837 nucleotides long. Its product is annotated as integrin alpha-L-like. The record is from RefSeq and is a predicted model, not a curated record. Gene Ontology annotation, cellular component: external side of plasma membrane; integrin complex. Gene Ontology annotation, biological process: cell-matrix adhesion; cell adhesion mediated by integrin; integrin-mediated signaling pathway. Bases 198 to 3686 code for a protein of 1162 amino acids. Lineage: Eukaryota; Metazoa; Chordata; Actinopteri; Cypriniformes; Cyprinidae. The transcript is spliced from 31 exons. Gene Ontology annotation, molecular function: integrin binding.
AAUCCACCCUUCCUGUGAUGUACACUGAUUUUUAGGUCAGAUGUGUGCUUCUCAGUGUUCAUUACAAACAUCAUGAUCUAAUGCAUGGACACUGCUGCUGUUAGAUCUGUGAGAAACACACAUACACACACACACACACACAGCCUGCGAGGGUGAGAAACACCAUGUUAAGGAGGAAAUGAGUUUGUCAUGAAGAAAUGAACAGGAAGAUGUUUGUCACACAGACGAGCAGCAGCGGGAUGGAGACUCAUGGCUUGAUUCUCUUCAUGUGGGCGUCUCUUUCAGAGGCCUUCAACAUCGACACUGAACAUCCACUGAGAUUUAACGGCACGCCAGAAGAUUUCUUUGGUUACAGUGUUUAUCAGACCGAGUUUGGAAACAGGAAGCAAAUCAUUGUUGGAGCUCCAUUAGAAGGAAACUUAGCAGGGGAGAUGUACAGCUGCACAGCAGAUCUGCAGUCCUGCCAGCGGCUGCAGCGGCCAGGUUCAGAGAGCGUCCGCUUCUUCGGCAUGUCUGCUGCUGUGUCUUCCGCUGCUCUCACUAGCUGCAGUCCGUAUUUUGCUCAUGAGUGUGAUGGAAACUCGUAUCUGAACGGCGUUUGCUACCAGUUCAACAGCAGCUUACAGGCCGUCUCCAACUUCACCGCUGCUUACCAAGUCUGCAGAAAGAGAGAAGUCAAUCUGGUGUUUCUCUUUGAUGGAUCCAGCAGUAUGAAAGCAGUCGAGUUUGAUAUGAACAAAAACUUCAUUAAAGAUGUUAUGAAAAAACUUUCAAACUCAUCCAUAAAGUUCGCUGCUGUCCAGUUUUCAACAGAUAUACGAACUGUGUUUGACUUCAACGAUUAUCAGAACGGCUCCGCUGAAGAGAAACUCAUGAAAGAGAGACACAUGAAAUCUCUCACAAACACAUACAAGGCAAUCAACUACGUUCUAAAGAAUGUGCUGAAUAGCGUGUCGUCUGGAGCCGAUCCCAACGCUCAGAAAGCUCUAGUGAUCAUCACAGAUGGAGACCCCAGUGAUAACGAUGAUUAUAAUAUCCUCAACAUAUGUGAUGAGCAGAAUAUCCUCCGCUACAUCAUCGGGGUGGGAAAGGUUGAUUUAACCACACUCACUCAGCUGGCAUCAGAACCAAAACUAAACAACACCUUCUACAUUCAAGAGUACAAUGGACUCAAAGGACUUCUUGACAACCUGCAAAAAAAGAUCUACAACAUUGAAGGGUCAAAGGAAGCUCACGGUAGAGACAGACAGAAAGAGUUAUCGCAGAGUGGAUUCAGUGUUGUCUACCAGGAGGAGUCUGUGAUCGUGGGUUCGGUUGGAUCGAAUGACUGGCGUGGAGCUCUGUAUGAGGUGAUGGGAUCAGGAUCUAAAUUCAGACAGACAGAGAUCAUCGAUCCAGCUGUAAAUAAAGACUCGUACAUGGGUUACUCUACUGUGCUGGGAAUGAGACACGGUUUCUCUCUUCUGUUCUCUGGGGCACCGCGGGCCGAACACACGGGUCUGGUGACCCUCUUCACCAAGAAUGAAAGCACAUGGACCGUGAUGAGGAACAUCAACGGAGAACAAAUUGGCUCAUACUUCGGGGCGUCUCUGAGUCUGUUGGAUGUGGACUCUGAUGGAGACUCAGAUUUCCUGCUGGUCGGAGCUCCAUUAUUUUACCAGUCUCAGCCGAGGGCUGAAGGGAGGCUGUACGUCUACACUUUAUCAGAGCAGUAUUCUCAGAAGACACUGCAAUCAACCACAGGUAGAUUUGCUACAUCUUUGGCUUCACUAAAGGACCUGAAUGGAGACGGUCUGUCAGAUGUGGCGGUCGGGGCGCCGCUGGAGAAUGAAGGAGUUGUCUACAUCUACCUGGGUGAUGGGACGCAUGGCAUAAACCCUGAACACGCUCCUCAGCGGAUCCCAGCACGGUCGGUUCUGCCUGGUCUGCAGCAGUUUGGAGUGUCUCUCUCUGGUCAGAUGGAUAUGAAUGAUGAUAAUCUGCCAGAUAUCGUGAUUGGAACACAAGGAGGGAUCGUCCUGCUCAAGGCUCGGCCUGUGAUGUCUGUAUCUGCGCAGCUCAGUUUCAAUCCAAAGGAAAUCAGUCUGAACUACUUUGAAUGUCCGGGUAGCAACGCAUUUAAUGCAUUUAAUCUCACGUCAUGUUUCACGGUGACCGAGAGGACCAGCAGCACAGGAUCUCUGGAGAAGAAGCUGAAUGUUUCUCUGAAUCUGAAUUUGGAUGUGGUACGAGGAAUGAGUCGAGGAUUCUUCGAUCCGAUGGAUUCGUCGUCCAGGACUCUGCAGCAGUCCGUCCUGCUGGAUUCUGGGUCCUCCUGUUCUAACUUCUCCAUCUUCAUGCUGCGCUGUGUUGCAGACACAGUAUCUCCUCUGAAGAUACGAAUGAAUUUCUCACAAACUCAGAUGUUGUCUGGAAACUCCUUGGCUGUUCUUGACAUCCAGAGCAGGACAGAGGAGUAUGUCGAGGUGCUGUUUCAAAGGAACUGUAAUUCAAAUAGCUGUGUGGCUGAUCUGAAGCUGAACUUCAGUUUUACGAAUGACACGUUAGUGGUGGAGAAUCAAGCUCAUUUCACGGUCCUCGUAUCGCUGGCAAACCCAGGCGACGACUCCUACAACACCAGCAUAGUGCUGCAUUACCCAGAAGGCCUCUCGCUCUCUAAAUUUGAUGCUAUUAAGCCGAGUCGGACUCGAAGCAGCUGUGGUGAUCGAGACAGCGGUGCUACAAACAGAACAACCUGCAGUAUCAAUCUACCGGUGUACCGCAGCGGCACCACAACUCAAUUUCUGGGGACUUUCCGCGUGACGAAAUGGGAUUAUGACUGGUCCGACAGGAUGGAGAUGACAAUAACUGCCAACAGUGAUAAUAACGGAAACAUGAGCGAUAUGUCGGUGAGGAGGAGCAUCCCGGUGCAGUUCGCCGUUGAACUGGCGAUCAGUCUAGUGGCUGAAGACUCUGUGACGUAUCUGAACUUCUCUCUGGAGGACAGAGGUCCAAAACCUCUCAACAUCAUCUACAAGGUGGUGAAUCUGGGUCUUAAAGGUCUGCCGGUGUCGGUCACGCUCAGCCUGCCCUGUCAAACUACACAUGUGACUUUAACACCUCACAACUUCAGCAUGCAGGAGAACUCAGAGCUGUGCAAACCAGAACCACGGGACGGUCACUGUGGGUUUGUGUGUCAUCAAUUUCCACUGGAGAAAUUUUCAGAAGUUCAGUUUAAUUUGAUGGCAGAAGCAGUUCUCCAAAACGUGAAGGAAUACGAGAGUAAAUAUUCCUUCUAUGAGUUCAGAAGAGAUCAUGUGUUCAACAUCAGCGCUGAGCUCAACUUCAACACAAGCCGCUACAACCAGUCAACCGGACUAAAGUACAAUCCCCACAGAUCUCAGACUGAGGUGAAGGUGGAGUUUGUCAUUCCUCCCAGUCGAAUGCUGAUUGUCUGCACUGGUGCAGUGGGCGGGUUCUUCUUCCUCAUUAUCAUAUUGAUCCUUCUGCUGAAGUGUGGGUUUUUUAAGCGAAAUCGCCCUGAUGAGUUUUUUCCAGAGGAUGAAAAUGUAACUGUGGUUGAAGACUCUCCUCUCGUGAACAUGAAUGCUAAAGAAAACCAAAUCAGCGAGAGCAACAGCACGGAGAAAGAGAAAGGAUCGAGAGAGAUGAGCACCAGUCUUGAGCCUCCAAAGACAGAAGAAUAAAAUCUCACUUUAUUCCAACACAACAAAAGUGUUUUUACUAAAAUUUUUACUAAGUAGUCUAUUAUUAAUGAACACCAGUGUUAUUGAUACUGACAGCUGUAUUAAAUGCAUUUUCCCUCAAUUUCAGCCAUUAAAUAUGCAUUCAACAUUA